CGCCUCCAAGGAGCUGCAGCAAUGAAGGCACUAGUGUUCACCUUCCUCUUCCUCCUCAUUGCAGCCAAUGAAGCCAAAGUAUUUAAAAAAUGUGAACUGGCUUCAUUACUGAAAAGAAAUGCCAUGGCUGACUAUACCGGCUAUCCCUUGGGCAACUGGAUCUGUAUGGCUUAUCAUGAGAGUAGAUACGACACCCAAGCUAUCGGGCCACCAAACAGAGAUGGCAGUCGCGACUAUGGGAUCUUCCAGAUAAACAGCCACCAUUGGUGUGACAAUAACGAGGGCCCUACAGCUAAUGGCUGCAACAAGACUUGCAAUGAAUUCCUAAAGGAUGACAUCACAGAUGAUAUUGCUUGUGCUAAGAGAAUUGUCCAAGAUCCCCAAGGGAUGGAUGCCUGGACUGCCUGGGUGAAACAUUGCAAAGGAAAAAAUCUGUCACAAUGGACUAGUAACUGCCAGCUGUGAGACUGAUGAUGCUGCAUUUCUCUUCCUCCUCCUGUGAUGAGAAUGAUACUUCUUAUAUAAGCAACAUUUCACAAUUCAAUUCGAUGCCUGCAUCCCACAAAUUGGGAAGAACAAGUUUCUUUGCUUACAAAUGAUGAUUUUAAAAAUGUUUCUGGAUAGGAAAGUUUUGAAAACUCUUUUAAACACUUCAAAUAUUGCUUGAAAAUGUUCAAUAAAAUGAAUUGUGCAUUUU
This is a messenger RNA of Crotalus tigris (Tiger rattlesnake), 697 nucleotides long. Its product is annotated as lysozyme C, milk isozyme-like. Gene Ontology annotation, molecular function: lysozyme activity. The coding region runs from base 22 to 465 and encodes 147 amino acids. Lineage: Eukaryota; Metazoa; Chordata; Lepidosauria; Squamata; Viperidae. The transcript has 4 exons. The record is from RefSeq and is a predicted model, not a curated record.